This is a messenger RNA of Monodelphis domestica (gray short-tailed opossum), 10544 nucleotides long. Lineage: Eukaryota; Metazoa; Chordata; Mammalia; Didelphimorphia; Didelphidae. The record is from RefSeq and is a predicted model, not a curated record.
CAGUCACAGACUUCAUGAGGGAGAGGGAGGCCGUUGAGGGAGUCUCAAGGGGGAAGGAAGCACUCUGGGUUGGAGAGGCAGGGCACAGUGUCUAGGUGGAGCUGUCUUGGGAGGGGAGUCAGCUACGAGUCAGCCCAAGUGUUUACCUUGUUCACAGGAAGCCGUAGGGUAAAGAGGAGGGGAAGAAGGGUGUGUGAGUGAGUGUCCCUCCUAGAGCUGCCUGUCAGUCACCAGCUGCUCAGCUCUAGAGAGCAGACCUAGUCUUUUGAGUCUCAGUAAUCUCCGCCGCGGCCAGAUCCCCGGGCUAGGACUGACAUUGCGGAAGGUAGCCCUGGAGAGUAGGAGAGUAGAGUGGCAAGCCCCUAAACGUCCUACUUCUCCUUUCCACACCUUCCCCCUCUCUGAACCUAGGAACCAGGGAAGAGCAUCUCACCCCCGAUUCUCUUUCUCUCUCUCUCUCUCUCUCUCUCUCUCUCUCUCUCUCUCUCUCUCUCUCUCUCUCUCUCUCUCUCUCUCUCUCACCCCUCCCUCUCCCCUCUCGGGCUUUUCCUAGCCCCUCCUCCUCCUGUCCUUGCUGCUGUGGUGCCUUCGCCUCUUCUCUCGUACUCACCCUACCUGAGGGCGGCUUUGCUCCAGGGGGAGAGGUCAACGCACCUCUCCCCCAUUGCCCCCCGCCACCCAUUCGCCCGUGGAUGCGGUAGCCGAACCAGUCGGAGUCAACGAGACAAGUUGAAGGAUCGGAGGCAGAAGAACCACUUGGCAAGAAGGAUGUAGAGGAACUCCAUUUGGGGUUCUUUGGAGACUGAAAUUUGCUUUCAUCAGGAUCAUCAGCUCUUCAUCUUGCUCUGGCUUCUUCAAGCUUUCAACUAGUCGAGUGACUCAGGAUGGGAAACCACGUAGGAAAGAGAGAACUAACAUCUGAGAAGCCUAAUAAGGAUGCUGAAACAAAUGUGGGGCAGAUAGAAAAUAAGCGAACUACUAUGAUUCAAGAACUUCCUCAGGAAACCCCAGAAGACAAUGAUGUGUUUGGAGAGGCAGAUGUGAACCAGAACAAUGGGCUCUCCUCUAAGGGCACAGCGGUGACAGACUCCAAGAGCACAGGGGACCCAAAGAAUGCCUGGCCAGAGGCCAAACCAGCUGACACCGUGGGUCGCCCCCACUUAAUCCGCCUCUUUUCCCGAGAUGCUCCAGGAAGGGAAGACAACACCUUCAAAGAUCGGCCCUCCGAGUCAGAUGAGCUUCAGACCAUCCAAGAAGACAGUGCAGCAGCUUUGGAAGGCUCAGAGUUGAUGGCUUCACAGAAAAGAUCUUCUCAGAGACACGGAUCAAAAUACCUGGCAACUGCAAGUACCAUGGACCAUGCUAGGCAUGGAUUCAACCCGAGGCACAGAGACACGGGUAUACUUGACUCACUGGGCAGAUUCUUUGGAGGUGACAGGGAUGUGCCCAGGAGGGCCUCAGGCAAGGAUCUCCAUCAUGCAACAAGAGCUGGCCAUUAUGGCUCCCUGCCACAGAAGUCUCAGCAUGGCCGUACUUAUGAUGACAACCCUGUAGUUCACUUCUUCAAGAACAUUGUGUCACCUCGGACACCACCUGCAGGACAAGGAAAGGGAAGAGGAUUAUCCCUCAGCAGAUUUAGCUGGCAAAAGGAGUGGGACAUGAGGAGCAGAAAUGGGAAAAUUUGGCACUGGAGCCGAAGGGCAGAAGCCAGGGUGUGGAUAUGGAGGAAGGGCUUCAGACUAUAAAUCAGCUCACAAGGGAUACAAGGGUGCACACCCAGAUGGCCAGGGCACUCUUUCCAAAAUCUUUAAACUGGUAAAGUAAACAAUUAUUACAGUCCAUGAAAUGCAGGGCCCACAGAACAACAGAGACGUGGCUGUCUGCACAGGACAUCAGUCACAGACCUGUUAGGAUGUUCAAGAUGCUGUAUGCUCCUCUUAGGUAUUGGGGGCCAGAUUUCCCCCAGCACCAGGGAGUAGGUGGGGUCUGUGUGUCAGGAGGAAGCCCUUGGAGGCCCUGCUGAGAGGAUUUUGCCAAUAAGCUGUCUCUAAACUGGACUUUUGGAGUGACUUUUCCCUGGAUAAUAGCACAUAUCUUUGCAUUCCAGGCCCUGAAGGAAAGCUGUGCAAGCUAUCUCUUUGACCUCCAUAUCAUUGCCCCCAGGAGUGUCCUUGCCACCCAUAUUCUACUAUUGCACCCCUGAGCACAGAGCUGCUUGGGAGGUAGUUGUACUUGGGCUUCUCCUACUCAGAGGGUUAAAAUCCAAUUACUCUUUCCCUGCCCAGGAAUAGAAAAAAUAAAGGUUUCUGAUAUUUUCAUUCCCUGUGCAAGGAAAAUUAAGAAAGACAUCAGGGGAUUAUUCUAACUAGUUUCAAGAGCUAGUAACUGUGUCUACUUUCAAGUAGGAAAAAGCAUAGAAUGUAGCUAGAAAGAACAGGCUUUAGAAAGCAGCGUGCUCUGACCCUGGAAAUAACCUGCCACUUUGGGAGUCACUGGGAGGGACUUGUCACCCUGACUUAUUGCUCAACUUUUUUAUAUUUCUCCUUCUCUACAAUUUUCUUCAUUUGUUUGUUAGAGUUUUUUCUGGGUAGUGAACUCUUUAGAGAAUAUAUUUUUUUAAAUGGAUGCUUCUACGUCUUCCUAUUCAUCACGUACCCUUAAGCAAAGUCAGUCCACUCUCCUCCCUUGGCUGAUGUUGGAACAGCCAGGAUUAAAAGCAUCACUGGAUUCAAUUUAAUUCAAUCAACAGCAACAAAGACUUAUUAAGCAUCUGCUUACCUUGAACAAGGUACUUUAUUUACAAUUUAAUAAGAGGAAGAAUAAGACAUGCACCCAAAUCAAUACUUUCUGGAAGCAAUGAUGAGGGUCAAAGUAGAGAUCCAGAAAAAGUGCUUUCAGAGAUUUUGAUGGUCUUCAACUGUGGGGAAAGGGAAGUUUUCUUGACUCAUGAGAGAGGUCACAGCUCAGGUGGCUUUGAAGGGAGAAAAGUACUUUAAUAUAUAAAGUUACGAAGAAGGAAUGUUUUUCAGGCAUGGAAGAAAGUGAUGGAGGAGGGACAGAGCUGUUGAAAUGCAUCUCAACUUAGUUCAGUUGUCUUGCUUCUUAGAGGGGGAGAAGAGAAAAAGAGUGGUAUAAGGCUAGACAGAUGGAGAGGCUAUGCCUGGUCAUAGUUAUAGGCAUUUCCACCUUUCCAUCCAUGGAAUGUCACAAUCAAACUGCAGGCUUACAAAUAACAAGGCAGGACGUGUCAGAGAUGAGAGACAGGUUGGUAAAGAUUUUAGAGUCACCAGCUUUGGAGUAAAAUCCACCCCUGACCACUUACUAUAUGUGUGACCUUAGCCAAGUCUCCUAGUCCCUCUGUGCCUCAGUUUCUUUACCUGUAAAAUGAGAGGGUUGGACUGGGUGAUCUUGAAGGUGCCUUCUAGUUCUGAAUCAGUAUAUCCUAUGAUCAACAGGGAGAUAGAUACAGAGAGAAAAACACCAAAGUCCAUUACACCUAUGUUAUGUACUUUUUGGUCAGGAAACUUAAGUGGUAAAAGCUUUUCAGGUCUUCUCUCUAGAUUAGAAUAAGAAAGAAACAUCCCAGGGUAUUAUUUUCCAUCACUAACAUGGGAUUACAUAAAUGGAGGUAGAGGAAGUCAUGGAUGCUUAACCAGAACCACGUUUGUGUUUUUCGAUAAAAAUGAGAUACCGUGUUCCCCUGGCUUGGAUUUGCCACUGUUCAGAGAGUCUAACACCCAUCCUCGGAAUUAAGUAAAUACUAUCAUCAACUAACAUUUAUAGAAUACUUUAAGGAUCUCAUCUGAUUCUCACCAAAACCCUGUGAGGUGAGUCCUUUUAUUGUCCCCAUUUUACAGAGACUGAGGUUAAAUGAUUUGGCCAGAGUCACACAGCUAGUAAGUGACUGGGUCAGGAGUUGAACUCAGCAAUGCCUGACUUCAGCUCCAGUGCCAUCCCUGUAAUACCUGGAUGCCUGCACAUGUGCAUAUUCAUGAAUGUUUAUAUGUAUAGUUACAGAUAUGUGUACAUACACAUUCAUGUUUGUGUGUAUUAUUGUACAGGCUCACCUAUAGGAACACACAUCUAUACAUACACACAUUUACACACAUGCCCAUUUUAUAUAUUUGUAAAUAGGUUUUAUACACACACACAUAUAUUUGUAAGAGUCAGGAAGACACAUCUUCCUGAGUAGAACUCUGGCCUUAGACACUUCCUGGCUGUGUCACCCUUGGCAAUUCACAUUAUCUUGUUUGCCUCAGUUUCCUCAUCUGUAAAAUGAACCGGAGAAUGACAUGGUAAACCAUUCCAGCGCUUUGCCAAGAAAACUCCUAGAGGGGUCACAAAGAAUUGGACAGGACUGUAAAACAAUUAAUGACAGUUUUACAGUGUUGUUUAGGAUACCAGGAGGUUCAGAGACAGGCUUGUGGUGACUCUAUUAAUCUAUACCAAGAAGCAGGGCUCAGACUUUUCCAAGGUUUAUCCCCUACUAGGCUAUGUUUCUGCCUCUCGUUGGUUGAAUUAUCCAAAUAAUUUUUUUGUUUAUAAAAAUGGCCUCAGAGAGAGGGAAUCAGAGGCUCGCAGUGGCCAGGUCUAAGAUGGGAACUGUGUAGGGAAUAUUGUAGUAUUGUUUAUUGUUGGGACUAAAAAAAAAUGGUUAGAGGUGGUUGAAACAUCACUGAUUGAGUCUGAUGGAGCAAGGCAGUUUUGAAUUAGGGAAUAAUUUGAAAGAGAGAAUUUUUAAAAGAACUCCAGUUUCAGGGCUUUGAAAUAAUUGUUGUAACUGGAACCAGCACUACAAAGAAAUUUAAGCAGAGGCUGAGGCAGACCUGCUUUGAAGAGCCCAGAUGAGUCAUUUGCAACUAAUGUUAUAUGCAAAUAAUGGGGGUUUGGGUGGGGGAAGUAUGGGAAAGGGCAAAGAAUAUUCUCCCUGAAAGCUUUUUCACACAAUUAAUUUGCUUAGCAAAUUUUUUUUUCAAAGAUUAUAAUAGAGGGAAACCAGUCUAGGACAGAGAGAAAUAAAACAGAUAUUUAAUAGUAGACAAUCAGGUUUUUAUUACUUCUCUGGAUUGAUGGCUGAAGGAUUUGUUCCUGUUUAAUAUGCAUCUGUCUUGGGAUUCACAAUGUAGUAGAUUGAGAUGGCCAAGAUUUAAUGGCAUCUAAUGCAGUCGCACAUAUUCUCUUCUCUGCUUUUUCUCUCAUUGUUUUACUCUCUCUUUUUUUUCUGGAUGAGAAGGGAAUGAUAAAGGAAAGAAGCUGGAAUUUUGGAAGGUCGGAGAGUUGUUUUGAGGAAAAGUGAAUAUGGAAGAAGACCAUUGUGGUCUUUUAAACCAAACUACACUGUGUCCCAAAUGUAGGCAAGAGGGUUUCUCAUUUCUAUUUUAAAUAGACUAGGACUAGGAAUUGAAUAUAGAAUAGGGCAACUUUCUCCCAGAUUCAAGGCCCAGUGUUUGUAAGAGAUGUGGCUUGCUGAGCCCAUGCCUCCUCAUAUUUCAUAUAUAGCAACCAUUUAUUUCAGAGAGGUAUCUCGGAGAUGUUAAUGGAUAAGGAGAAGCCCAUAAAGCACUUGGAGAAAAGGCCUGUUUCAAAUGUCAAGACAAUUUCUUGCCAGGUGCUCAUAGCAUUUUACCAAAUCCUGAGAUGGCAUCUUUUCUUUAAGGAGACCUCUUCCGGGCUCUCACACUUAAUAAUUUCAAAUCCAAACUUCCUCACACAUCCUUUCCCUAAAUGUCUCGCCCCUCCCUGUUUUCUGUAAGACUGAAGUGGAAUGGCUGCUUGGGCCAAGGGACUGUCGAAAUCUGGUUAUUCACCCAGCUAACAUCUCAAAGAAAGGCUCGGAUUAAUUUGCUGGUUACAUUUUCAGGCAGAUCUUUAAACAGAAGCAGUUUGGGCUGCCAAGAAUUGCAGCUGGAAAGGAAUAUUCUGGGGAAGUAAUGAGGUCUGGUUCAAUUUUAAUGCUUCCCUGUCCUAAAAAAAGUAAGGAAAUUUAGCUUUAAAAUUCAGUCUAGCAUAGUAUUGAACAAUGAAAUCUGCACAUGAUUAAAAUCCACCAAGCCUCUGCCUCGUUUAGGGAAUUUAUUUUUUCCCUUAAAGUCAUAUGCUUUAAGCUAAGGUGUCCAGUGACACAUUCCAAAGUAAAGGUCACAUGAGCUGAUUUUGGAUUUCUGAAGAAGCCGAAAGUGGCACCUCGGAGAACAUGUCAGGCAAACACUUUUAGCACAGCUAAAUCUUGGUUUUUGAAAUAAAUGGUUAUGUAACUUUUUUUCCUUACCUCAACCGUAGAAUUUAAAGGCAUUCUGUAAAGCAACUGUCAUUAAAAACCUACAGAAGUUGGAGGAAAACCCCUUUAAGCCUAAUGUAUGAAAGAACUCUCCAAUAAGUAAGACCGUUCAGUGAGGGAAUGGGAGCUUUGUUAGAGAAUAAGCUCCCUGUCACUGGCGGUAUUCAAAUCAUUGAAUGACUAUCUUUUUGGUUUUGUCCAGAAGAGAUUCCAAUAUUGUCUGAAAAUAAAUCCAGCUCUAAAGUACCUUCCCAAACAAUGAAGCUAUUGGAUCUUCUUGAAAUGUAAUUCCCCGAGUGCAGGGGUUCUCAACAUGAGGUUCAUGAAAUUGUUUCUUAACUUAGCUAACUGUAUUUCAGCCUACUUGGUUUCCCUUAUAAUUCAAUGCAUUUUAUGCAUUUAAGAAACAUUAUUUUGAGGAAGGGCCCAUAAGCUUCACUAGAAAGGAAAAGAGGUCUGCCCUCUUUAAUAUGGUCCAUAUCCUUGGAAUAUCCUUCUUCCCUUGCCCCGUAAGGCUUCUCUUUAAUAGUUUAUUUAAAGGAAGGCAUAUUUGUAGAGUUCUUAGGAGAAAAAUAAAUAACCCUCACAUUACCCCUCCCCCCAAAAAAGAAUAGCCACACAGAAAUGAAAACUUUAGUGAUUCAUUGUUAGUUUCUUUCCCAGGGUAUUUUCAGUUAAUCCUGCUGCUGCUUUAAAAUGAUGCUUUCCUCCUUUUCAUAACAGUGAUGGAUAAACAGUAGCAUAAGAAGAGGCCAAUAAUUGUUAAAAGCUCUUUAAUUUUCUUCCUGGCUGAGCGAUAUUUUGCUUUUCUGGGGCCCAGAGUCAAAAAGAAAUUUGAAAAAACUAAAGAGGGUCUUGGUAGGUCAGGGACUUGUACAUCUGGACCAUAAUAACACACGGGAGAAAGAAUGAACAUCGCAAUUUGGAUUCUUUCAAGUAUUUCAUCCCAGACUUGGCAGAAAGUCAGUGCACUCUUUCAUUCCUGGGUUAAAAUAAAUUGAUAAUGAAUGACUCAUUUUGGGGUGGGGGGAAGAUGUCACAAAAAUCUGGGAAACAGAUGAAGCAUUUUUCUUUUUCUUAUAGAGAACAUAUAACCAAUAGUAUUUAUUCCACUGGGUUAGAACUGGACCAGAAUCUGGUUUUGCACUCUCUUCUCAAACCAAAUUUCAAUGGAAACCAAGAGAUUGGAUUGAUUAAGCCUGUAUUUAACUCAAUGGCACAUUGAAAUGCUUGCCAUUGUAAUUUAUCUGUCCCACAAUGUCAAAUUAGGGGACGAAUCAGAGAGAAUAUUUUCUAAGGACAACUGUUACUUGGUUUUUUCAUUUCACCUUUUCUUGAUUAUCUUUAACUUGGGGAAUGGCUGUGUGCUUGUGGCUACUGAACUCUUGCUUUCGUUGAGAUUGGCCCCCGAGACUCUUCAUUUCAUUUAAUUACCCAAAGAAUAGCAAUCAUUUAUUUAUGACCAUCACCAACAGAAGUAAAUAUAAAUCCUAGGAAGGAGUCUGUGUUGGAGUACCUAAUUCCAAAGGAUGACAUAUCUUGCAGUGUUCAAAAAUUCAGUUAACAAGAUCCAAAGGAUUAUCCUGAGAAGUGAAAUUAAAGGUUCAAAUGGAAUUUUCCUGCUAGAAUCCAUCCUUCCCACCAUUUCCUCAUUAAACUUUCAGCUCAGUUUUGAUCCCUUCACUCCCCUACUUAAGACUUUUUAAUGGCUCCCUGCUGCCUAAGAAGAGAGGCCAAUCUCUUUAGUCAGAAAGGUAAUUAAGAACUUGCAUUUGGGCUCCUGUCUAACAAAUAUUGGUCAAGAUUCUCCAAAACAGCCUGUGCUUUUUGUCCUUCCUUGUCUGCAAUCCCUUACCCUUUUCUCCCCCUCCUCUAUGCCUACGGAAAACUUGUCCCAUUCCUCCAUGAAGCUUUCUCUUGUGCCCCUAAGUUAAAAAUUAUCUUUAAUUGCUUAGAAUAAUUGCACUUUCUUUGUAGCUCAUUUAUGCACUCAUGUUCUGUUUUGCAUUACGGUUAUUUGUGUAUGUGGCUUCUUUUAUUUGUUAGAUUGUAAACUCCUUGCAGUGAUCCUGUCUCUUCCAGCUACUUGGCACUUAAGUGGUUGUUGAACUUGAAACAUUGGUGCCAUAAUUUUUAGUGGCCAAUCUGUAGGCAGCCAUCUAUCCAUCCAAUUAUCCACCAGCUAUUUAUUUGCAAAGCACUGCCCUGGCACUGGGGUGAGAUACAAAGAUAACUGACCCAGUUGCUAUCAUCACAGCCUAAAACACAAAGCACACAGCCUGCCAGCAAGAAGGGCCUGUAUUUGUAGGCCUUCACGAAGAGGCUGUGUUGAUAGAUGUGCAGGAGGGGACCACAAUGAACUCUUGUCUAAUCUUUGGCAUUUUCUUUUCCCUAGGGAGGAAGAGAUAGUCGAUCUGGAUCACCCAUGGCUAGACGCUGAAGUUCUUCAUUGUCUUUACAGUUAUUAUGUACUUGGCUUCUUAAUAUAACUGCCUUAAAUUUUUAAUAAUAUUUGCAUAAAUUGCCUAGAUAGACAAACAAUUUCUCACCUAAUGUCUAUUGAGUUGUGCAUGCAGUAGGUAGAGCCAGACAACAUCCCACUGGCAAUUUCUGGCCAACAGUUGAAUGGAACAGAAAAAUAAGAAACACAAAGUAGCUUUCAGUGCUUUUUUAUGUUUUAAAAUAAAGUAACAGAUUCUUCAGAGUAUUCAUUCCACUUCAGAAGGCCCCCUUCCACACCCAGAAAUACUUUGGUCUUCAUUUUAUCAAAGCUCAUUCCAUCAAAUCUCUCCAUCUUUGGAUUUCUUUCUCACUGACCCAAAUGCCUCCGAAUGGCACCACAAAACCAAAGCUUUUGUUCCUGAGCACUGCCAUUGAAGACAUGCCACUGUGGAAAACACAUGUGCAGAGUUGGUAUGGACUGUUGAUCCAAGCUUACUUUGUUUUUCUUUUAAUGCCCCAUUCUCUCACCUCAAGAACACUUUAUUUUUCAUAACAGGAUUAGGCAGUCACAGAGUGGGUUUACAAAUGUUAGGAGCUCCAGGUAUGUGAAAUGUGGGACAGGGCAGCUGUUAACAGUUUUAAUGUGAUAGAGAAAAGAGGGGGAAGGAAUUCCUUCCAGAGUUGGAUUUGCUCAUCACACCCAAAAAAUUUGAAUUCGCGUGUGUGGCAGAGAAAGGGAAAGGACGUCAAACUAGGGCUGGGCUAUUGCCUCAAAACAGGAAACAAAAGGAAUUUCCCAGCAAAAUGGACAAUUCUGAGUGUACACGUGGCCACUGGAUGUCACUGCUGCUCCACACAGGCAAAGAUAUCAUAGUAUUUCUUUAGCAGUAAUAAAACCAAGAAGGAUAGUUUCCUGCAAUAAUACCAAGAAAUCUAGUUUCCUGCAAGAAAACCAAGAAGUCUAGUUUCCUAAAGGAAGCCCGCUCGCUAGCUAGGAGAUUUUUAGAUAGUUCUGCACAUCUCACAGUAGCAUUGAUAGUUUUCUUGUUGGCCUGGCAGUGUCGAGCUGGUAAGCUGCUCUGAAACCAUAAAACCAGUCCCAGAUUCUUAAUGGCAGUGCAUAAUAAGCCAGUCCCCAGCUACUGUGAAAACCUGACUACUAUAGUUGCCUCCUAGAAAUAAACUAGAAAUAAUGAAUUAGACAUAGACAUGUAACUAUUCAUGAAUAUACUGACUUAUCUACAUAUGGUCUGGAAAGCACCAACCAUAUGAAAAGAAUUUUAAAAAACAAAAGCUCUUCUGAAUUGCACUCUUUUUCUAACUUAAAUAAGCCAAAUGUUUCUUAACACGAAUUCUAAUGUAUUGAUUGAGCCAGAUAUUUUGGUUCUAGCAUAUCCUUUAUAGCCAGCAAUAGAGCAUCCACUGUUGGCAUCCAGCUUUCUUUAAUGUUAAUGGGUAUCAAUAAUAGCCAAUGUUAAUGACUCAAUGCAUUGUUUUUAAUUCUCGUUCACUUUUAUGUUUAGUGUAAUUUAACGUGAUGUCUGUUAACAGGUAGCAAUGCAUGAAGAGAGGGUAAGGAAAACCAGGAACAAAGUUAAGGAGAAAAAAAGCCUCCAAAUUAUUCAGCAAAAAAAAAAAAUUCUAUCUUUGAGCUAUGUUGCUGGAUGUAUUUUCUCUCUGUAGAUGUGUUUUUCUCUCUAUAGCUUCACCCCAAAAGUAAACUCUGCAAUAUAGUUGAGUUUAAAAGUCUACACUGUGCUCAAAAGUGGAAAAAUCUUAAGCUUAUAAAAAUGAUCAAAAUAAAAAUAAUAAAUGUUUAAUGCUA